GCAGUGUCGCAGUGUCUCCGGGCAGGUUGCUGCUUUUACGCAUCAGUCAAACACUUUAACACGAGUCACAUCCCCGACACUCUCAACUCGUGCAGCCGAGCAGGAGCUGCGCUGGUCGGACACAGAGUGCUGAGAGCAGCCGGGGAGCAGCACCGGGGACCGGAGACCGGAGACAGCGGCGGGUCUUUGUGCCAUGUUUUUCUCCCGUUAACCGGAUUAUUGGAUGAAGCACACCUGCAGCUGACGGUCCACUGUGAAGCAGGAUGAACGGAUAUGAAACUCCAGCUCUCGCCUCCGGCAUCUUCGGCUCCUACAGCUCACAGAUCAAUGGCCAUGUCUCUCCGGAGCCUCCCAACCAUAAAGCCAAGUCCAGUGCCAAAGCUCUGUACGAACAAAGAAAACACUUCACCAAAACCAGCAUCAACAGCCUGACGGACACAUCGCAGUAUCAUGUGGAGCACCUGACCACGUUCGUGUUGGACCGUAAAGACGGGAUAAUCACCGUGGACGAUGGCAUCAGACGUCUUCGCCUGCUGGAUGCUAAAGGAAAAGUCUGGACUCAGGAGAUGUUGUUGCAGGUGGAGGAGAAAACUGUGAGCCUCAUCGACCAGGAGACGAAGAACGAGUUGGAGAACUUCCCCAUCGGGACGAUCCAGCACUGCCAGGCCGUGAUGAAUGCCUGCAGCUACGACUCCAUCUUGGCUCUGGUGUGUAAAGACUCGGGUCAGAGUAAACCGGACCUCCACCUGUUCCAGUGUGACGACAUCAAGGCGAAUCUGAUCCACGCAGACAUAGAAAGUGCCAUGAUCGAUGCCAAAGGAGGCAAAGUGAAGAAGAGACCAGAGACACUAAAGAUGAUCCUGAAGAGCGAUGGGAUCAUCCCUCCUCCCCCCGCCGCUCCCGCCCCCGAGCCGCCGGCAGCGUCCGAUCAGGUGGACGUGAAGAGUCGAGUGGCGGCCUGGUCCGCCUGGACCAAUGAGCAGCCAGACUAUGAGCAGCAGUUCAGUGAGGAGGACGGACCGGUGGAGAUGACUGCAGCCAGAGUGGACCGAGAUGUGCAAAUCCUGAACCACAUCCUGGACGACAUCGAGUUCUUCGUCACCAAACUCCAGAAGGCGGCCGAGGCCUUUACCGAGCUGUCCAAGAGGAAGAAGACCAAGAAAGGCAAAAAGAAAGGUCCAGGAGAGGGCGUCCUGACGCUGCGCUCCAAACCUCCCGGUGAGGACGAGUUUGUGGACUGUUUGCAGAAGUUCAAACACGCCUUCAACCAGCUGGGCAAACUGAAGCAUCAAAUCCAGAACCCGAGCGCCGUGGAUCUGCUUCAUUUCCUGUUCAACCCGCUCAGGAUGGUGAUCCAGGCAUCGGGCAGUGUGGAUCUGGCUCGCAGCGUCGUGGUUCCUCUGCUGACCAGAGAGGCCAUCGACUUCCUGCACGCCACAGGAAACGCAGAGGAGAGACACCUGUGGGUCACUCUGGGAGACGGGUGGACCAAAUGCAGGUUGGAGUGGCCGAAGGAUCAUUACUUCCCGCCCUGCGUGCUGAGGUUUCGUGACGGUUGGGAGCCUCCGGCGCUCCCGACGGCGACUCUGUCCAGAGAGCAGGAGCUGGCCGGCGUGGAGGUCCAGAGACAAGAGGAGCUGAGGAUGAGACUGGCUCAGGAGCAGUCGGCGCUGCAGAGGUUCCCUCCUGCAGACGGGUACGCCUCCUUCUCCAACGCCUCCUACAAACGCAUGCAGAUCCUGGAUCAGGAAGCGGCCAUGGCUGCGUUUAAACAGGCCGUCAGCCGCCGCGUAGACCGAAGUUUUGACGCUGGCCAAUCCAAACUGUUUGCCAAAUCCAAAUAUGACUUUGUGGCGAGAAACAACACGGAGCUGUCGGUGCUGAAAGACGAGGUCGUCGAGGUUCUGGACGACAGGAAGCAGUGGUGGAAGGUUCGUAACGGUGGCGGAGCGUCCGGCUACGUGCCAAACAACAUCCUGGAGAUGACCAAAGCGGUGGACAUCACGGGCCGAGGGGAGCCCAUCUACAGCCAUACUAUACAGCUUAUGAUGCCAAAGAAGGAGUUUGAGUUGUUCAAGCAAUUACUGGGAGAGUUGAACGAGAAGCAGACAACCAGGACCGACUUCAUUCCCAGUAAACCGGUCGCCACUCCGAUGCCUCCGGCUCCCACGCCGCCUCCUCCGGCCCCCGCCAGGCUCCCCACGCCGCCGCUGCCUCCUCCGCCCGCAGAGCCCGCCAGGCCUACCGCCGCCAGCAGCGCAGUCAGCCGCCAGAACAGCACCACAUCCAGCGAUAACGGCAGCGUCGCCAUGAGGGACCACGGCAACCAGAGGCCGGCGCCUGGCAACCGCAGGAAGUCCAACAUGGAGGAGGUUCAGGAUGAGCUGAUGCACAGACUGACGUUGGGUCGCAGCGCUCAGAAGAAGUUCCAGGUUCCAGCUCGUGGCGGUGGCGGCGGCGGUGGCGGUGGCGGUGGCGGCAACCCGCAGUUGGUCAGCAUCACCUACGACUCCUCGCCAGACGAUGUCAGAGCCUGGUUGGAGGCUAAAGGCUUCAGUCCAGUGACCAUCACCAGCCUCGGCGUCCUGACCGGAGCUCAGCUGUUCUCUCUCAACAAGGAGGAGCUGAAGACGGUUUGUCCUGACGACGGCGCUCGAGUCUUCAGCCAGGUCACCGUCCAGAAGGCGGCGCUAGAGAAGAGUUCGGGCUCUGAGCUGCAGGAGAUUAUGAGGAGGCGACAGGAGAAACUGGCAGCCACCACCUGUGAUUCAGGGGUGGAGUCUUUUGAUGAAGGCAGCACCCACUGAGCUCCACGUGACCUCCUCCUCCUCCUCCUCCUCCUCCUCCUCCUCCUUUCCUCCCUUCCUCCCUCCUCCUCCCUUCCUCUCUCCUCCUCCCUUCCUCCCUACUGUACUUUCUUUUUAUUCUUUCACACUGCAUCCGCUCUUUUCUCGCACUCUUAAUCCUCAGGCGGCAGCUGACCACGCCAAGUUCGUGGAGAUCAUGCGGCGACGGCAGGAAACCCUCAGCUCGUCUCCGUAGGACGCCGUCCGAUCUGCUCGAACACAAAGAGAAAAUUCUGCCACGUUUGCCUCAAGUUGACUGAACGCUGAUGCAGGUUUCUCUUCUGCAGGAGCGUCUGGUUGGUGUCUGAAGCUGCUCAGUAGCUCAUUUUCCAAAGCGAAGCCUCUCAGUAUUAAAGCCCGACCAGCUGCUGCUGCCCGGCGGCUGCAGUUUGUGCCUCUUUAACCACAAAGGAGUCGUUCUAUUGAUCCACCGUCAGCCUGAACCACAACCUGUUCAGUACUGACACAUGCUAACCUGGACAACUAGCAUAGUUAGCAUUAAUGAUCAGAUAUUGUUAUGGAAGUCUGACAGUAAAAUAAGAAAAUAAAAUGAAAACUUGAAAAUGAUCAUGUUAAGUCAAAAUUAUGAGAUAUGAAGUUGAAAUUAUGAGAAUGAUUUUGCAUAAUUACAAAAGAUGAAAACUUAGCCUUGAUAAUAAAUAAAAUAAUGAAUAUAAUUAUGGCUUUUGAUCUCAUAAUCUUGACUUAAUAAUACAUUAUUUUUAGUAAGUUUCCAUCUUGUUUUUGUUUUCCUGGCACUGAUGGGCUUCCAUACUUUAUCUGUUAAUGGACCAUGUUGGUUGUUCAAAGAUCUUCCAGAGUAGCAGAUGCUUCACUCUGACUGUAACAACAUCAAACUGGAGGCACAAACUGGAGCCAGCAGUUGAUUAAAGUGACGGGCUGAUAAUAUUAUUAUAAUAAACACAGUAAAUGUGGCUUUAUGACAUUAUUCACACACUGAUGUAUAUAACUGUACAUUUCAGAUUUUUGAGCAAAGAGAAUUAUGAUUUUCAUAGUAUAUAAUCCUUUUAUUUUAUCAGAAGUUGAAUUGAUAAUAGAACUGAUCGACAGAAAAAUAACUUUAUUCUAAUUUAUGAUUUAGUUAGUGACACAAACAGGAUGCUGUUAGCAGCAUUUUUGCACAGUAAAUAAUAAAAAAUAUAAAGGUUUCUAUGUGAAGAAUCAAACCUGUGAAAUGAUUCAACAGUUUAGUCUUUUUUUUUAUGGGCUGAUUGAUUUUUUUUUUUACAGUCUUUCCUGAGAGGUCAAAUGUCGUCCAAACACUGAACUGAAUGUUUUCUGCUUUAAACGCGAGUUUGUUAACGACUGAAUGAUAAUUACAGUAAAUUAUAUGCAGCAGUUUCUGUGGACAGAAAGUAGAAUUUAUUUAUAGAUUAUUAAUACAGGAGAUUGGUUCAAACCACUGUUACCAUGGAGAUCCUGAACCAGGUUACCCUUCCUAAGCCCCGCCCAUUUUUUCUAUGUGCUCCAAUCACAUUUGAGCAGCUUUCUUCUUUCCUGUGCUUAGAUAUGCUAUGCUAGGCUAAUCUAUGUUGGAAAAACAACCAUAUUGUGAAGAUGGUUCAAAGAUAAGAGACAUAUAGUCACAUCUUAAGUUAGCUAAUGUUGCCAAAAACAGCUAACUAGCUAUUUAUACAUUGUUGAUGCUAGCAUUUUGCUAACAUUAGCUAACUUAAGAUGUGACUGUAUAUAUGUCUCUUCUAUAUUUUAACCUUCUUUACAAUGUGGUUGUCGUUCCAUCAUAGAUUAGCCUAGUGUAGCAUAUCUAAGCACAGGACAGGAGGAAGUUGGCCGAGGUUCCCAAAGGGGACGGGGCUUCGCACUGCCUCACUCACAAUAUUCGAAUAUUUAAUAAUAUUUUAAUUUUAGAAUUGACUCUUCAACAGUAAAUUCUGUGUCGAGAAAAGUUGGUCGAAUGUUGGAAGAAAGAAAAAACUCUGUAAGCAAAAGAUAAUUUCUACGACACAAACUAAUAAUGUGACUAUUUUUUUAUGAGUUUCUACCGAGCAGCCUAUCUGGAGCAAAAGUUGUCUGUAAAAUAUAAAUAAGUAUGUAUAUGCUUGCAUAUAAGAUGUACAAAGAUCAGCCUCACUGUGGCAUCAACUGAUUGUAUUGAUUUUGUUUUCCACUUAUGCACAAAGUGUCUCCGACCAGUUUCCUGGUUGAGUGUAAAGGAAGUAAGAAGUGGAAUAAACUGAUGAAAAGGUUUUUCUGUAGCACAACUCUGUAAUUAACACUACUGAUUAAAGCUGAGUACUUUAUGGAUAAUCGCUGUUUCUGUAUUUAACAGUUCUAGAAGCCAAUCAGAGUGAAAAGUUAGCGAUAAAAGCAUUUGUAUGUGUAUAGUUUUCAUGGUGCCUUUUCCAUUAAAUCUGCUCAUUCUGCAAUAAAACCUUUAUAAAAAAUCA
This is a messenger RNA of Dicentrarchus labrax (European seabass), 5275 nucleotides long. RefSeq names its product epidermal growth factor receptor pathway substrate 8a (gene eps8a). Gene Ontology annotation, molecular function: actin binding. The record is from RefSeq and is a predicted model, not a curated record. Gene Ontology annotation, biological process: positive regulation of ruffle assembly; Rho protein signal transduction; regulation of Rho protein signal transduction. Lineage: Eukaryota; Metazoa; Chordata; Actinopteri; Moronidae. The transcript is spliced from 23 exons. Gene Ontology annotation, cellular component: vesicle; ruffle membrane; plasma membrane. The coding region runs from base 264 to 2807 and encodes 847 amino acids.